This is a messenger RNA of Cydia pomonella (codling moth), 9388 nucleotides long. RefSeq lists its product as uncharacterized. NCBI's taxonomy places the organism in Eukaryota, Metazoa, Arthropoda, Insecta, Lepidoptera, Tortricidae. Bases 328 to 1851 code for a protein of 507 amino acids. The record is from RefSeq and is a predicted model, not a curated record. The transcript has 11 exons.
AUUUAUCGCAAAAAUAUUGUGUCUGAAUGUGAGUUUUCAAGUCACGUUAAUAAUACUAGAGCAACAUUCAAUUGUCUAUGGUUAAUAGGAGCCAUUUUUCUGAAAAAAGUGGUGAUACAUGUCAAAUAUUUCAACUAACUCAACUUUUCAAGGCUAUAGUGUGAUGAUUUCGAUUCCCACAAACGUGAUAACGAUUGCAACAAAUAAUCAGUUUUAGCGGCGCAUUGUUCCCGUUAGUUUCCUGUUGGAUGUGAGAUACUUUGUCCGCGGGCGGCAUUUCACAUUGCUGCCGGAGUCGUCGGUAACAACAAAGACACACGGUUCGCGAUGGGUUAUUACUGCACGGUGCCCCAGUGCACCUCGCUGGCCGGGAAGACCAAGAACGUGAAAUUCCACCGGUUCCCCCGCGAUGAGACUAUGGCAGACAAGUGGAACGUGAUUCUAAAACGCGGGAAGCCCUAUACGAAAUACUCCAAAGUUUGCAGCCUGCACUUCACUCAGAAUGACUACAACGUCACAAACAUGGGGCAAUGGAAGACCUUGAGCAAAGACGCCGUGCCGUCCCAGAACCUGCCCAAGCUGAACCCUGACGGAACCGUCAUGGUGAUCCGCAAGAGCCGCACUCUCAAGUACAAAGAGAGCAGGAAAGAUGAGCCCAUUGACAAGACAGAGAAGUGGUCCCCCAUCGGAAUGAGCCACGUGCCUUCCGCGCCCCUGCCCGAGCCAGCCCUGGAGCCUGAUAGCAGCUUGGCGUACCGCCUGCAGACGCUGCACGCCAUCGCCGCCGGCGUGUCCCCGCUGUCCCCGCCGCCGCCGGCCGCCCCCGCCCCCGCCCCCGCCCCGGCCGCCCCCGCCCCCGCGGCGCCCCCCGCCCCCGCCCCCAAGCCGCGCAAGCAGGACGCCUUCAUGCAGACCGACCCCGUGCAAGACGAGGACGAGGACAACAACCAGCCCAACAACAGCUACAGCGAGGCCUCCGACAACUCCUACCAUUCGCACUCUGAACAGAUAGCCGAGUACCCAGUCCAAUACAAAGAACCAGAAAAACCAUACGAAUCAAAAUCUUACGACCCUAAAUCAUACGACUCAAAAUCGUACGACUCAAAAUCAUAUGACUCAAAAUCAUAUGAGCCCCCAAAAGACUACACAAAACAGACGGAUGACUACAUACCACAGACCGAUGAGGAAUACAACAAGGAGGCCGAGAAAUAUGCACUAGGCCAGAAAUCUCUCAACGGGUAUGAUAAGGAUCAGUACCAGAAAAGUUUGGAUUACCAGAAGAUGGGCCAGCUGUAUAGCUUCAGUGAUAAACAGGAGUUUAGGAGUUACUAUCCUAAUGGAUAUACAGAUAGUGCGGAGAUCCUCCGCAACCAGCAAGCUAACCUCCAAAUACUUCAGCAACAGCACCGGGUGACAGAGAACCAGAAUUUCUUUACCGAGGGCAUCAAGCAAGAAGUUGAUCUCAGCGGAGAAGACAUGUAUGAUCGGAGCAAGGAGAUUUCUGAGAGAGAUGCGGGCAUGUACGAGACGCAGCGGCGCUUGGCGCAGCAACGUUCCUUGGAGCUGAUGCCGCCGCAAGUCAAGCAGGAGCCCGAAGGCUGUGAAAAUGUGAUGCAACCACAGGGGAGCCCCUACGGCUACUCCAACGGACUCAAUGGUGUACAGGGAUACUACGAGCAGCUGUCGCGGCCGGGGCCCGAGAUGCUCAUCGCCAAGCAGAACGCGUUGGCUGCGCACACGCAACUCUGGCAGAACACAAUGAAGAGACCAUUCUUCUAUAGCGAAAGCCCACACUACAACGGCCCGCCCUUACUGCAUAGAUACGAGGACAUACCAAGAAUCCUUCAGUGAGUAACAUUCCAAAGCGGCGGUGAAUAAUAAAUAUAUUAUAAUAUAAAGUUAAUAAUAAUUGUAAAACUGUUCUCUUAAAGACGAUAAUCUCUACGUUUUCUUUUGUAAUAAUAUAUUUUUUAUCGUGUUGAAGAUAUUGUGGCUACAGUCCUUUAUUUGGGAAAUAAUUACAACAAAAAACACCAUUUUAUAUGUUGAAUGCUCAAAUACUACCUAUUUUCCAAAAUAUAUUUCACAAACUUGACAAUUGUCAUCUGAUAAUGAUAAUUUGCCGAAUAGUUUUGCCAAAGUGUCAUUGUCAUUAAACGUUUUGGCAAAUUGACAAAGCGUAAAAUGUGACAAAUGUCAACAACAAUUCGUGUUACACUAAUCUAAUACUGAAUACGUAACAUCGUUAACACUUAUAUUUAUCACAUAGUUUGGGUAUGAUGAUAGCUGUAAUCUCCAUACAAUUUAAAUAUAAAUUGUAUUGAGAUGACAGCUAUCACCGUACAUAAGGUAUGUGAAAAAUACUAUAUAUAACUGACCAAUCAUAAAUCUUAUCCGCUGAGACUCUGUCAUAUUAGUCUGAACGUGCGGUUUUAUAUUAUUUCAAAAAUUAUUGCUAUAAAGGACUGUAGAGCCAAAAGUCACUCUAAGCAAUCUAAUAUAAAAUAAACGUUGAAAAUUGUACAAACUACAAUAAAAAUGAUGGCAUUUUUCGCUUAUGUAUCAGUAUGAAACUACGUACAAUAAUUACGGAUUACGAAUAUUUUUAAAUUUAUAAUUUUUAAUCAUGAACACACUUAUAUGAGUUAUAUGUGACGUUCUCAAGCAAAAGGUGCCACUUUGUCGCUUACCAUAAGGACGAAAUUUUCUCGUAUAUUUAUACGAAUAACCUGUCAGAGAGUCCUUAUGGCAAACGACAAUGUACCUUUUCCUUGAGAACGACACAAUUAUGUUUAGUUUUUGAUGAAGAUAUCUAAAAUAAAGUACUCGAUAUAAAUAUAAGGCUCUAAGGCCUGAUAAUUGUUAAAAAUCAUAUUGUAAAAGUCGAAAAUGUUAUCAUUUUAAAAUAUUUCAUACUGUGACAUAACGCUGCAGUUAUGUUAAGAUACAAAUCGGAAAACUAAUUUUAUAUGAAAGGGAAAGAGUUUUUUUUUAAAUUAACGUAUUGUAAAGUAAGUAAGUAAUCAUUUAUUGCAUACCAUGGUAUAAUACAGGUUGUUACAGGUGAUAAAAGAGUUCACAUGGCACCCCGCAUGCAUGGCAUGGUUGUAAAACUUAUAUUAAAAAAAAAAACUUUGUGAUUUGUUAGAAAACUGGCUCCCAUUUUAUCAACUUGACACUGAAAAUUCGGGCCCGAAUGUAACUUCUGACACUAGAAGUAGCGUUUCAAGUGUCAGAUGACAAUUGUCAGGUUGGCAAAAUAAGGGCCUGUUAUUCUGUAAAAUUGGUGUUACUUGGAAAUAUUUAGUAUUUUCUGAACUCUUAGCAAAGCUGCAGCAAUUUUUUUACCAAAUUGACUCAAUUAUCUCUGUGUGAUAAAUUUCUAUUUGAUUUAAUCAAAUUAUAUUUUUCAUGAAAUCAAAUUAUUCAGAUGCAUGUAUAUUAUUUUGUUUGUUAUGUAAUUUUUUUAUAUUAUGUUUGAUUUAUUUUUAAAAAAUUAAAAUAUAUUUAUGUAACGCGAUAAUAGUUUAGUUAUAAUAUAAUAGUUACCAUUAAGUUGAUGGAUAUGCCAUUAUGUAAAAGUCAUUUAUACUUUACUGAGAUACCGUCAUACAUUUGUAGGUAUGAUUGAAUAGAUUGAGAAAACUAUGGUCUCUUGUCAAUAUGGCAAAAAAAAACUAGUUCGCCAGUCAUGCAACUCAAAUUUUUUUUUUACAGAUUAAACUAAUUUUACGAAUAAAACUGUCGUGAGACAUACUAACAUUAAAUUUAUUUAAUGGUUUAAACUCACGUGUCUUUAGUCACUCGCGCGACAUGUUUCGGAGAGCCUCAACCGGAACUCUCAGCGCGUGCGCAGCAGUACGCGAAGUGCGGCCGUCGUUAACGCUGCUCGCAGUGUUAGUACUUGGGAAAGGAGACCUAGGCUCUCCGAAACAUGUCGCGCGAGUGACGAAUAACACGCGAGUGUAAACCGUAAAAUCAGUUUAAUGUUAGUAUGUCUCACGACAGUUUAAUAUAGAUUUUUUUACAGAUGUCGAUUUUAAUUGCGGCUACCAACUAAUGACAUUGACAAGGGCCCAUGUUGUACAAAUGUCAAUGUUGGAUAUACAAAGACAACAUAACUGACUGAACUGGGCGCGUAGCCAAAAUGCCAAUCGAUUGCGCGUAGCGAACGAAACGCAACUGUCUGUCGCACUAAUAUGGAAGAGUGAUAGCGAGAGACUACCGUACCGUCCGCUCCGAUUGGCAUCUUGGCUAGGCACCAUGGGGACCUAGCCAAGAUGACAAUCGUUACUAGAACACGCCAAUCGAAUCUUAAAUAACUUAUGGAAAUAAUCAUGUGACUUCGUGGUACAUUUUUACUUUUCGUUUGGCAUUUAUCGAUAUACGAUUGUCAAUUUGGGUGGGCUCCCUGGACCAUGAUAGAUGUGGUUAUCGACGUGACAAGCAUAAGUGACGUACGCUUUCGUCCAAGUUUACUGACUUCUCUACGUGAUAAUUACAGUGUUCGUCUCUCUCAGUCGUGAGAUGUUAAAAAAUCACGUUCGCUCUAUCGUGAUGUAAUUUUUUAGGAUACUUCCGCAGGUAUGAUUCACGGAGAUUGACUAUGCAAUUGUCAUUUUCGCAAAAGUUAUUGUCAUCUUUGCAAAUUGUAAUGACUGUUGACAACUGGCGAAUUGUCAGUUGUGUUGUAUUUGUAAUACAGUCAGCAUAGAUUAGGAUAUGAGACUACGUACCAAAAAUAUCUACCAUUCUCUCAGUUACAAGACAUAUGUGACUAUAACUAUACGGAUAACACUAGCGUUGUUAACAUAUGUUGAAUUUUUUUAAUAAAUCUAGUUAAACAGAAAAUGAACAAUUUAUCACAAUAAAUUGGAAACAUAAAAAAUAUAUGGGAAUAAUAAUAAAAAAAGGUUUAAAUUAAGUUUUUUUAAACGUCCGAAAAGGAAAAUAAAUAAUCAUUCGAUUCCUUACAUUUUAUAAAAAAAAAAACAAUAUUGUUACAAUAAUAUACAUAAACGCAAUAUUUCACCGACAAAAUCGCAAUUUCCUUCUUUAUUACCAUUCAUCGAAACGGCCUUUCUUGUUCUUCUUAGCGUGAUGAUGUAUUGCCAUUUUAUUAUUUAUUGCCAGACUGACUAUCAUUUGUGACUUUUAUAUUGCUUUAACGCCCGGUUUGACGACCGGUUUGGCCUAGUGGGUAGUGACCCUGCCUACGAAACUGAUGGUCCCGGGUUCAAAUCCUGGUAAGGGCAUUUAUUCGUGUGAUGAGCAUGGAUAUUUGUUCCUGAGUCGUGGGUGUUUUCUAUGUAUUUAAGUAUUUAUAAAUAUUUAUAUAUUAUAUAUAUCGUUGUCUAAGUACCCUCAACACAAGCCUUAUUGAGCUUACUAUGGGACUUAGUCAAUUUGUGUAAUAAUGUCCUAUAAUAUUUAUUUAUUUAUUUAUUUAUUUAAUGGGUCCCAUACAGACAUUUGAUCCUCAAAAUAAACCUAAUCGAUUGAUAACAUUAAUAAAAAAAAUACCCUUAGUAUAAAAUAUACUUUUGAACACGCACUUUAAAUAUAAAUAAAAUAAUUAAUAACAGUACCCUUACACAUUAUACAGUCGCUAUCAGAUAUAUCGGAGCGGCCGAGGCUCUCAAAAAUAUCUGAACGCGCACUCUUGCUCCGUGACAAUAGAGGCCUGUUCAGAUAUUUAUGAGCACUUAAGCCGCUCUGAUAUAUCUGAUGGCGACUGUACAGUCAGCGUCAAAUACUUUGUAGCAACCAAAUUAGCCAAAUAGUUCGAUACACCAUAUAUUUAGUAUCGUGGAAACAGGUACAUAUAAUUUGAAUGACUAUAAGAGGGUGGAAGAUAUUUUUGUCAUGUUGUAUUAGCUACUAUAGCUGACUGUACAUUUGUGGAGUGCCAAUCAUAUUCAGUGACUCGUUUAGAAAGGGAAUAUGGAGUGAUAUUGAUCGAAUUUACACGCGGAAACGGUAUCGUAGAUGUAAGGUUAUAUAACGUCACAACACUUUUUUGGUAAUUAAUAUACCGUAAAUCGACUAUAGACCAAAAUUAAUGCAUAGCUGGGAGCAAAAAGUUGUUAUAACGCAUUCACUGUCAGGGGGCGUGGCCUAGGAACAAACUUGUAUGACGUUGAACGCAUAUAUGCGUCGGUGGCAGUGAAUGCGUUAAAUCAAAUCGAAGAAACAUCCGUUCAAAGUGACCACGCGUACAUACGUAAGGUUCGUGUCAUCCACGAUGACGCGCGGAUUUGUCAAAUCUAAACUUUAAUAUCAUGACAAUACGACUCAAGGCAAGCGUCGUGAAUGACACGAUCUAUUUUAAAAAAAAUUACACCACACUUUUUAAUUUGGAAAUGAUUAUGUUUUUACGAGCUCUUUCGAAUCUUAAUUUCCAUUCUGUUACCAUUUUUCAUUGACUUUGUAUGGCGGUAACGAAAUGGAAUAAAAUAUGUAUGAACAUUUUGGAACACUUUUUUUUUUAUUAGGAUCGCAAGAGUUCGUGAUUCUAAGUAGAAAUAGCAUAACGAUUUCCAAAUCUGAAAAAAAAGUAGUGUACAAUUUUAUGUAAAAAUUUCUACAUACGUCUGUAAUCUAUAGGCUACGGUGUCCGAUUACUAUUAAACUCGUAGAUUUGUUUGCCAUUUUCGUCGCUUAAAUGAAUAACCCUCUUAUUCAUAAACGUCUACUAAAGUUGACAAGCCGCUAAAAAUCGUUUGUCCCUUUCCAUCAUACCAAUACAUCGGAAAGGGACAAACGAUAAUUAGCGGCUUGUCAACUUUAGUAGACGUUUAUGAAUAAGGGGGUAUAAAUUUACUUUACUAACAAUUUGCGGUCUAUAGUCGAAAGGGAAUAAUACCUUAUUUCAAAAAAUCUUGCCAAAGUUUGUCAAAAAAAAAUACACGCAUAAUUUAGCGUGUUUGUCGUAAUCGCGCUAGCUUAAAUAGGUUUGAAAUAAAAAUAAAAAAAUUAAGAUUGUACUAGCCUACCGUUAUAUUAUUAGAGCUACUAAAGUUUACUACAGUGAAUAUUUACAUCAUAUAAUUUAGUAGGCCUAGCACAGGACUGAUCGCCCGUCCCUUUCUAAUUAACGCAGUUAGAAAGAGACGGGUAGAAACACUCAUGUGACACCCUUAAUAUAGCAACAUUCAUAGACUAUGAAGACCGCUUAGCGUUGCUUGCUAGUCUUCGUAGGCUACUGUGGUCAAAAUCGAGAAAAAAAAAACUGUCCAAAAAUCUAAUUUACCAAGGAGCAAGUACAGUCAGCGUCAAAUACUUUGUAGCAGUCAAAAUGGCCAAAUAGUUCGGUACACCAUACUAAAUAUAUGGUGUACCGAACUAUUUGGCUACUUUGGUUGCUACAAAGUAUUUGACGCUGACUGUACCAGGGCCUCAUAUGAGUUACGAGAAGGUGUAGUUGUCCAGCCAGCCAGGUAGCUGUCGCGCGACUCCGUGCUAGGCGUACAGGUAGAGGCCCCAAAGGGCAUAAACACGAAUAACACUAUAGAAAUAUUCGCCAAAGUGCGAUUGGCCUUGGUAGCUGAGUAGCUAUAGCGGUGGGGUGGUGUCUCAUAGUCGCGAAGUUCGAAUUUCUUUCAAAAAAUAGAAAAUUAUGAAGUUUAUAUUUCAGACCUAUCUUCUUAGUGUGACAUUCGACUUUAUAUAUUUUUGUUUGGUGCUCGUAAUAUUAGUUUUCCUUCCGAAUUUUCUGCAUUUUUCAUAGUUGUUAAUGAUGGAGUACAAUGUUUCUGGAAUAUUGUCGCGCACAGUAGGAAGAUCGCUAGAGUAUGUAGCAACGUUUAAGAUAACAUAUUGGGGGUCGAAAGUGACACGGGUUCGAAUUUAACCCCUGGGGAGUGCUCCCCAAAUUUUAUCCAAUUGUAAUUGUUAUUUUUUUAGUUUAGGUAUCGAAAAGGACCCUAAACAAUUUUACCUAAUUUUGCUAUUUUUGGGUGAAAUUUGGGGUUUUUGCUACCCCAUUUUAUUUACCAUAUUAUUAGUAGGUUAAGGAAGGUGGGUAGAUAUUUUUGAAUAAUGCAAGAGCGUGCAUUUGAAGACCGGAGUCUUGUAUCUAUUAUAAAUAAAUCGAAAAGAUAUUUAUAUUGAGAAAUAUAUAUUUUGAAUUUUAUAUAAGCGGGAUGGACCGGGAUUUUUUGUGUCGUGCAAUUUGUUUUCUUAUGUUUGCAAAAGAAAAACAAAUGAAAAUGCAUGUGACACUUUUUGAAGCGCCCUUAGCAUUGACCAUCGGGCGAUCUGUAUGCUUUUUUUCGCAACCUAGUGUUUUAAAUAAAAUCUGUACUUUAUAAAUAAAAUUAUUUCGAACAUUGAUUCUAAAUAUAUUUUCGCAAUAAAAAAGUGAAAUGUUUAUGAAUACUUUAAUAUUGUUAAUGUAAAUAAAACGUGAGAAAACAAUUUGCACAUGCCAGUGGAUCUUUUAAGGUUACCCUAUAGAGAUUAUAGAUCAAAUGGAAACUUUCGCAUGCCAAUAAGGAUCUUUUGUCAUAAAAAUAUAAUCAAAAAUGGCCCUUAUUGACAACCUAUUGGACUUUUGUCUGAAAACUUGACAUGUUUGCCUCAAUAUGUAAUAGAGAAACAUUUAAAACGAUUAGGAUUCAAAAUUAAAUGUUUUAAUAACAAUACUAAACCGUUGAAUAAGUGUAUAUUACUGUAAAAAAUACAAUUGUUAUUUUUUAAGAUCUUUGGGAGUUGAAAAGACACCCAAAGUCCUAUUGGGGAUCGAAAAAGACCCUAAACAAUUUUAGCAAAUUAUGGAUUUGGAUAUUAUUUUGAAUUUUAUCUCUUAGACAUACUAUUAAUAAUUAAGUACUAUAAAUUUAUGGGUUAGCCUUAAAACUACAGGCGUUGUGCGCUCUUUAUUGACCAAAGCUGUGAAAUUCGAUGCAAAGAUCGUUAAUUAUAAAUAAUAUUAUGAAUACACACAUUUUAUUUACAAUCAAUACGCAAAUUAUACUUUAAAAGUAGUGUUGUUAUAAUAUUGAGCUGGUUAAUAAUAGCGUACUUUUUUUCUUGUCUACGACUAAUUUUUUAUCUUUUUUUUCUUGUCAUAAGUCGAGAACAUUAUAUAUUAAAUAAAAUGUGUGUAUGGGUCUCGGUUCAUAUACUAAUCGGUUCACUCUGACAUAUAUUGCAUAGUUACUUAACCUAAAAAUACAUUUGUCAUAUUUUUUCAUAUUACCUAUUCACGCUUGGCUGUGAUUUUAGAAGUUAUUAGUAUUUUUAUGUUUUUUUUUUUCAAUCAUGUAGCAACACUAUACCAAUGAGUAAGAAAAAAAAUUGACAACCGGGAUAAAUGGCGCUGCGACAGAUUUUGUGGUCACUGGAUUGUCAAAUGCUAACUUUUGACAUUCUGUUUCAGCAUAAU